AUGAAUGUUUCUAACUUCACCACCGAUCAGUCUGCUCUUUUGGCCUUCAAAGCCCAUAUCACUUUCGAUCAUUCUCAUCACAUAUUGGCAAAUAACUGGUCCUCUGCCACCUCAAUUUGUGACUGGAUUGGUGUCUCUUGCGGCAAACACCACCGCAGAGUGGUGGCCUUGAAUCUCCCUGGAGGCACCAUCCCAUCUCACAUUGGGAACCUCUCAUUUCUAUCCUACGCCAGCAUUUCCAACAACACUUUCCAUGGUCAUCUUCCUAGUGAGAUGGCUCGAUUGCAUCGCCUAAAAGUUGUCGACUUCAAAUUCAACAACUUGAAUGGAAGUGUUCCGGCAUGGUUUGGAAAAUUACCCAAGCUUCAGUACUUGGUUCUCGCAAACAACAGUUUCACGGGUUGGGUUCCACCUUCCAUUGGCAACAUAUCAACAUUAGAGUCUCUCAAUUUAAUGCACAAUUUUCUGGAGGGAAGAGUUCCUGAAAAGAUAGGUGAUCUUCCUAAACUGAAGCAGCUGCGCAUGGGAUUUAACUAUUUUUCGGGGUCUAUACCGUCAACCAUCUUCAACAUCUCAUCACUUCAAUUGAUUGAAUUCUCAUCUACUAAGAUGUCUGGUAGUCUUCCGGAUGAUAUGUGUAUUUCAAUUCCCAAACUUGAAUUUAUCCAUCUUUCUUGGAAUGAGUUUGAUGGCCAAAUUCCAUCAACUCUGGGUGAAUGCAGAGAGCUCCAAAUCAUAUCAUUGUCUGUUAAUAAAUUCAGUGGGAUCAUACCCAGAGGAAUCGGAAAUUUGACCAUUCUCCAGACGUUGUAUCUUGGUGAUAAUAACAUCACAGGUGAAAUUCCAGAAGAGAUGGGUAAUCUUCAGAGGUUGGAGAUCCUAUCCAUCAGAACGGCUAGUCUCACUGGUCUCAUCCCAUCUUUCAUAUUCAACAUCUCUUCUUUAAAGAAGCUUAAUCUUCAAGAAAAUAGUUUAUAUGGUAGUCUACCUGUGCCUGUAUGCUCCCCUCUUCCAAUGCUUGAAGUUGUCUCUCUAUGGAGUAACAAAUUGACGGGAAGCAUUCCAGGAGGAAUCGGAAACUGUACUUCACUCAAACAUUUCAGUCUUGCUGAAAAUAACUUCACAGACCAACCCAGAAACCAACAUCCAGCAACUGAAGAUUAG
Molecule: messenger RNA, 1164 nt
Organism: Camellia sinensis
Lineage: Eukaryota; Viridiplantae; Streptophyta; Magnoliopsida; Ericales; Theaceae
Source: RefSeq, a predicted model, not a curated record